Molecule: messenger RNA, 1700 nt
Organism: Raphanus sativus (radish)
Lineage: Eukaryota; Viridiplantae; Streptophyta; Magnoliopsida; Brassicales; Brassicaceae
Exons: 6
Coding region: 207-1421 (404 amino acids)
Source: RefSeq, a predicted model, not a curated record
AUCAUUAACGAAUAUAUCAAUAAGAAUAAGAAAAACGAAUAUUCCCAAAAAUCUUUCAACAAUAAAAUCAACAAUCUAAUGAGUAUGUAGAUUUUCCUUUUAAUAUUUUACUUGCUCACCAAUUUUCGUCACCCUAUAUAUAGAUAUCGAUCUAUUCAACCAUUUCAUUAUUCUCAACUCAUCCUCCCAAAAAAGGUACUAUCAAAAUGUCGAGCAAUGCGAGCUGUAACCUGCUUAAGGAUGUCAAGCCUUACAAAACCGGGUGGAGAGUACGCGUGAAAAUGCUUCAUUCGUGGAAACAGAAUUUCGGAGGAGAAACACUUGAGUGCAUCCUUGCAGAUGAAACAGGUGGCAAGAUUCAUGCUUCAUUCAAAAGAAGUCAAAUGUUCCGAGUUCAGAGAGCCUUACCCAUUGGAGAAUGGCGAUUUGUUGAAAACUUCACCGUCUCCCAGGCUGGUGGGCAGUAUCGACCAACGAACCUGCAGUACAAGAUGACAAUCAGUGGUGAUACAGCGAUAUCAAAAUGUGAUUUCCAGAACAACAAUCACUUUCUUGAUCUUGCAAGUUAUGAAGAUAUAAUCGAGGGGAAAAUGAAUCCAUUCUUCCUCAUUGAUAUUCUUGGCGAAAUUUUUGAUAUGCGUGGUAUACAAACUGUUCAAGUAAAGAACGAAGAUCGGAAGAGGGUUGUUUUCCGACUACGUGACACAAAUGGGAAUGACGUGGAGUGUUGUCUGUGGGGAAAAUUCGCAGAGAUUAUUGAAUCUCAUAUUGAAGAUAAUGAAGGGGAACCAAUUAUUUGUCUGAUCAGGUUUUCUAAAAUUAGCUACUACAAAGGAGUAGAGAAGGUUUAUAUAAGCGCAGACAGCAUUGAUCCUUCAGAUAUUAAUUCAGUUAACGACGAAGCUCUUGGUCCUGAUUUUCUAAACACCAUUAAGGUUUCAGGAUUACCAAAUCACAGUCUAAGACUGAAGGUUGGCUGCCCCGUAAUGGUUCUCAGGAAUAUUAAUCCUACAUUAGGGUUAAUGAAUGGAACCAGGCUUCAGAUUAUUCAGGUCAUGGAUUUUAUGGUUCAAGCCAGAAUCAUAACUGGGGAAAAGGUUGGAGAGACUGUAGAUAUUCCGAGACUAUCAAUAACACCAUCAGACACCCGAUUGCCUUUUAAAAUGCGCAGAAGGCAGCUACCUUUGGCAGUGGCCUUUGCUAUUACAAUCAACAAAAGUGAAGGACAAUCUCUUUCCGAAGUGGGUCUUUUUUUACCUAAGCCUGUGUUUUCCCAUGGACAACUAUAUGUUGCGAUAUCAAGAGUGACUUCAAAGAAAGGAUUGAAAAUUUUGGCUCUUGGAAAAGAUGGAAAGCCUCAGAAGAAAACUAUGAAUGUAGUUUUUAAAGAAAUUUUCGACAACCUUGAAAGCGAAGUUUAAGAUGUCAGUUCAUGCAGAAAGUGAAGUUUAUCUUACAUCAGUCUUGAAUUUUGUUGUUUUUUGUAAUAUUUUCGUUUACUUUAUGAACAACACAAUUCUAAUUUUCUCUGUUUUAAAUUACUUUAUUUCUAACACCAUCAAUUUAGUAUUCAAAAAAUUAGUCAAACAAGCAAAAGGCAAAAAAUAAACAAUCCAUGUCAAUCUCACCUACAUCUACCACAGUCCUAGAUGAUUCUAUUUUCUUAACUAAGCUAAGAGUUCUGUUUUUUUUUUAAAUAG